CCGGGGGACACCGCUUCAGCCACCUACAGAGACCAGGGGACACCGCUUCAGCCACCUACAGAGACCAGGGGACACCGCUUCAAUUGUUUAUAGAGGCUGUGGAGUUUACCCACAUUGAAUUAAAAUGAUGCAAAAGUACUUCACCGAAGGGCAGGUAUACACAGUUCCAAUCAUCCAACCAGACUUGCGACGUGAAGAAGCCAUUCACCAGAUCAGUGAUGCCCUUCUAUAUCUCCAGAAAAUCUCCAAUGAUGUUUUCACUAGGGUUUCCCAAAACGUAGCGAGCAAUCAAACUCGCUUGCAGUCCAUCAAUGACCGGAUCAACUUGGCACAGGCUAAAAUCAAGAAAAUCAAAGGCAGCAAGAAAGCUACUAAAGUUUUUUCCAGUGCAAAAUACCCUGCACCUGACAAACUUCAGGAUUAUGUUUCCAUUUUCACUGGAGUCGAUGAUGCUGCUUUACAGAAAUGCCCACGCUAUAAGAUUCACAGCAAACUGAAACCACUGGAUGAAAAGGCAGUGCAGGAAAAGGCAAAGCAUUAUCCUGUGUGUCUGAACACCAAGUCACGCGAGGAGAAUGAGACAGAAGAAGGAUUGGGAAGCCUUCCCCGAAAUAUCACCUCUAUCAGUUCUCUACUACUUUUCAACACCACUGAAAACCCCUAUAAGAAGUAUGUUCUAUUGGAUCCAUUAGCUGGAGCAGUGACAAAAACUCACACUGCUCUGGAGACUGAAAAAGAUGAGAAACCAUUUGAUGCACCACUUUCUAUCACCAAGAGGGAGCAACUUGAACGACAGACAACUGAAAAUUAUUUCUAUGUGCCAGACCUGGGGCAAGUGCCAGAGAUUGAUGUCCCAUCCUAUCUGCCAGAUCUACCUGGCAUUGCUGAUGACCUCAUGUAUAGUGCGGAUCUGGGUCCGGGUAUCGCACCCUCUGCACCAGGGAGUAAUAUGCCUGAACUGCCCAGUUUCAACACAGAGCCUGCUUAUGCAAAUGGACCAGAUCAACAGAAUACAAAUCUACCACUGCCGCCUGUUGGACUUAGUACUCUAGAACUGCUGACACCAGUUAGUGCUCCUCCUCCUCCACCCCCACCACCACCUCCACCUCCACCUCAGUCAUCUCUGCAAACUGAUGUUGCUAAUAGUCAACCACCAGAAGGUGGCUGUGUUCAUGGAGCACCACAAGAAGUUGUGAAACCCUCAAAUGGAAGAGCCAGUCUGCUGGAAUCAAUCCGUCAGGCUGGAGGAAUCGGGAAAGCCAAACUGCGGAAUGCGAAGACCAUUAAAAUGGAAAAGAAGAAACAGAAAGAACAGGAACAAGGUGGAACAAUGAAAGGAGGUGGGGAUCUGAUGUCUGAUCUCUUCAACAAGCUCGCAAUGAGGAGAAAAGGUAUUUCUGGUAAAGGUCCUCAAGGUGAAGGAGGCAGUGGUGGAGCAGUUGCCAGUAGUGAUCCUGUACCAGGUGGAGCUUUUGCCAGAAUGUCUGAUGCCAUUCCACCCCUCCCACCUCCACAACAGCAAACUACUGAAGAUGAGGACGAAUGGGAUGCGUGAAAUUUGUUGCUUGAUUGUCGAAGCUGUCUGUGUUAGGUAUCUGGUCCCUGUGAAACAUUGAAGUUUUCAUUUAGUUGUGUUAAGUUUCUGUCAAUUCAGCUUGAGCUGAGAAAUCUUGAGACAGAGGGCAGAAGUUUGUUUGUACAUGAAUUCCUUUUUACCCAGUUUGUCUAUGAAAUAGGAAUCGAACAGUCUUGUCCAUGUGAACACAAUUACCAGGGCUUCUCAAUUUCCUGGCAAUCCGGUUAACUAAUAUGGCUAGCCAAAGACCUUGGCAAUUAAGCAGUAGAAUUUCCUUCAUAACAUUAUUUCAUUCUUUCAAUGACCUCUGUUUCAACAGAAACACCAAUGUUAAUUAGGCAAGAGUGUACUGAUGCUGUAAACUGAACAGCAAUGCAAAAUCCCCUGAAUAAAAGCACUAUUAUUGGCUAUUGUUUUAUGCAAAUAUGCUCUAAUAUUUAACAUUUUAAUAAUCCAGUUUAAAAGAUUAGAAAUGUAUUGCUCUGGUAUGACCAUAUAUUUUCGUUUGGCCGGUUUGUUUCCGGGUUUUCUCUAGCAUUGUUUAUCCAUAUAAUCAGGUGACAGUGGCCCACAUUUCCUUGAAUGAGUUGCGGAAAGAAGUCAGCAUGUUUCACAAAAAUAAAACAACUGCAGAUGCUGGAGAUCUGAAACAAAAACAAAUUGUUGAAACGUUAACUCUUCCUGCAGAUGCUGCCAGGCCUGCUGAGUUUCUUCAAGUCCAAUAACUCUUCUUCAGAACUCGGUUCAUCAGUUCUGAUGUGUCGCCAGACUCAAAGUUAACUGUUUUCUCCUCACAGAUUUUGCCAGAUCUGCUGACUUUCUCCGAUUUGUUUAUGUAUGUUUCACUACUCAGAUGCUAUAGUCUACUGCAUUCCUUGAGGGGCUAAUAAUUAUUAUCCAGAAUCAGCAAUGUUUAGAGUUUAGCAAAAUGAUGAAAGUGUAUAUAAUUCAAGUUCAAAUUAACAAUAACUGAAGCUUAGUAAUAUCUGUAAAACACUUGUACAGUUAUAGCAGACCAAUGAAGUUUAAUCUUAUUGUAUAGAAGAGAAAAAUUGAAAUAUGAAUGGCUGUUACAGUUGUCUGGUAAUACAAUUAAUUUGCAUAACAAUUCUCUGCUUAAAAGUUUAAAGUGUGAUAUUGGAGUAUCCCUGUUGCAUAAGUCAUGUUGAAUUGGAAUGAAGAGCAUGUUAGGAAAAAUCCAAUCUAUUGUCUAAAUGAAUUGUUUAAUAUGAGCAAAAUCAAUAUAGAAUUAUCAAAUUUGCAUUUUAUGUAUAGCCAAAAUGUUUCCUUUGCAAUUUUUUUUGUAUCAACAGAUUAUUUGCAAAUUGGCCGCCCUGUGCAAUGAAGGUUGUUUGCUGUACACUAUCAGAUUGUGUGCAGUGAGGAAAAUCUAUUUCAAAGCAAACAUUCCUGGAAACAUUGAAGAUUUUAGACAACAGUUUGGCUCCAACCAUGUGUCAUUGAACAUGAGAAAAUUUCCAUUGUAGCACUUGCAUUGAAAUUAUUUGAUAACCUACAUCAGUCCAAAACCCCCAAAAUUACUUCAACUUUUGGAUUUUUGGAGACAGCUCUGAUGAUGAAAAACCGUUAGAUACAUUUUAACACAGCUCAUCACAUUGGAAUGUAUCCAAUCUACCUGUUAUUAAGAGCUUCCACUGGAUGUUGGGAAAGGCCACAGGAAUCAUGAAAGUAACAUCAUGCCCAAUCUACAUUGCGGUGGCUUCAUUGCACAAGUAUUAAAUCAGUUGCACUUUACUAUUUUAACAGGAAGCUGAUCAAAAUGACUGUGGGGAAAAGCUAAU
Messenger RNA from Chiloscyllium plagiosum (whitespotted bambooshark), 3378 nucleotides. RefSeq names its product WASH complex subunit 1 (gene washc1). NCBI's taxonomy places the organism in Eukaryota, Metazoa, Chordata, Chondrichthyes, Orectolobiformes, Hemiscylliidae. Gene Ontology annotation, biological process: endocytic recycling; exocytosis; retrograde transport, endosome to Golgi. The record is from RefSeq and is a predicted model, not a curated record. Gene Ontology annotation, molecular function: alpha-tubulin binding; gamma-tubulin binding. Gene Ontology annotation, cellular component: early endosome; WASH complex; recycling endosome.